AUGACAAGUACUACACCGAGAUCACAUGGGCUUCUUUUCUAUCUAUUAGACAGCCUGCGCACACCCUCCGAUCUGAUUAUCUUCCACCGCAAGCGCUGGUUCGAGAAGAUUCUUGCUGUGGGCGUUAACCCUUAUCUUCGUGUUAACCUGCGCACUCGUCUUCUGCGUCUACUCUACCGCGCAACUUGCAUUGAAGGCGGCAGCACCACGUUGAUUACUCGAUUUGGCAUUCUGAGCUGGCUUGAUACACAGCGCGCUUCAUUCGAAGGAGGAGAGGAGGCAGAUGUUAUGGCUGCGCUUAUGAAGAGGAUCUGGGAGACUUGUGACCAAGAAAAGGUCAAGAUUUGGAGUAAAGGAGAUGCCAAAGUGGUGUUGACAAGAUCUCAGGCGUGGGCAUUCAAAAGUGACAACUACGACACAGGUCAAUUCUUGGAAUAUGCUCACGAAGAACAGCGUCACGCAGAGAGCAAUAGUGAAACGUCAAACUUGGUCAAAUUUGUUUGUACACGUCUACACCGAACAAUGAACACAGAAAUGCGUGUCUAUUCACACAAGAUAAAUCCCCCUUCGCUAAGUAUUAUGGAUAAGACCGGCCAAAAUCAUUUGUGCCGUUAA
Molecule: messenger RNA, 615 nt
Organism: Fusarium graminearum PH-1
Lineage: Eukaryota; Fungi; Ascomycota; Sordariomycetes; Hypocreales; Nectriaceae
Exons: 3
Coding region: 1-615 (204 amino acids)
Source: RefSeq, a predicted model, not a curated record